Lucilia cuprina (Australian sheep blowfly) is the source of this 995-nucleotide messenger RNA. Its product is annotated as proteasome assembly chaperone 2. Gene Ontology annotation, cellular component: cytosol; nucleus. The coding region runs from base 98 to 829 and encodes 243 amino acids. The transcript has a single exon. The record is from RefSeq and is a predicted model, not a curated record. Gene Ontology annotation, biological process: proteasome assembly. Lineage: Eukaryota; Metazoa; Arthropoda; Insecta; Diptera; Calliphoridae.
AUCUGGUAACACUCUUGUUUAUAAAAAUCAUUGUCAUUCUUUUUAUUAUUAGUGAUUUUAUUUAAAUAAUUAGAUAUAAAUAAAAUAAAUACUUUCGAUGUUGCAAUUAAAAGAAAACAAAAGUAUUAAAGACUUCGAUGGGUAUACGGUUAUUAUUCCUAGCAUCUGCGUGGGAAACGCCGCUCAGCUGGCCUGUGAUUUGUUAAUAUCGUCUAAAAAUCUUAAGCGGGUCGGUUCCAUUCAUCAUCCAGCUCUAAUACCAGUUUAUGGUCCAUCUGCAUAUCAACAUGAACCACAAGAGAAAGUUGCUGCUUGUGAACUAUAUGAAAGUAGUGAAGAUAAAUUGUUAGUCUUUCAAUUCCGUUCGCCUUUCAUCUCGCGUCAUAUUAACGACUUUCACAGAAAGUUAGCCGAAAUUGUGGAAAAGGCCACUAGGGUGGUGAUACUUAGCGGCAGUUUUGGUUUUGAGAAACGAACAAUUGAAGCUUGUCCCUAUGAGUAUAAGGCAAGUGAAAAUUUCAAGGAAUUGCAUGAAGAGCAAUUAAAAUUAGUGAAAUGGAAAGAAUUUCAAGGUGAAAUGAUAUUUGGUGGCGGUAAUGCUCUGCAGUUGCAUCGAAUUUUGGAUGAAAAGAAGAUACCAGUUAUGCUGUUAUUCCGCUACUUGCUGGAAGGUGACAAUUCCACUGAUGCUACAUUGAUUAUCAAGGAAUUGAGUGAACUUUGUGAUGGAUUCUUAGGUUUUAAGACUGAUAAAGGUGGCAUUAAGCUGACUGUGCCUAUAUCAUGGAAAUUAUUAUUUGGCAAUGAUAUACCAGAACUUAUAUUUUAAGAUAAACUUUUUUUGAAUUAAAUGGUUAUGGUUUUUUAUUGUCAAGUAAAAUGGUCUUUGUAAUGGGACGGUAUAUGUACAGCAAAUAAAUGUAUGUAUUAAUCAAAAUGUUUAUUUUUUGUAAUUGUAGAUUGGCCUAAAAUAAAAAAAGAGGUUUAACAAAAUA